Exophiala xenobiotica is the source of this 899-nucleotide messenger RNA. Its product is annotated as V-type proton ATPase subunit F. The transcript is spliced from 4 exons. The record is from RefSeq and is a predicted model, not a curated record. Gene Ontology annotation, cellular component: proton-transporting V-type ATPase, V1 domain; fungal-type vacuole membrane. Bases 111 to 485 code for a protein of 124 amino acids. Gene Ontology annotation, biological process: proton transmembrane transport. NCBI's taxonomy places the organism in Eukaryota, Fungi, Ascomycota, Eurotiomycetes, Chaetothyriales, Herpotrichiellaceae. Gene Ontology annotation, molecular function: proton-transporting ATPase activity, rotational mechanism.
CAGCAACACAUCUGGCAUUUACGGGCACUCGCCAUUACUACCGGAUUCGCGAAAGAGUUGAGGUAGAAAGGCAAGGGUGAAGAAGCUGCGGUCGCGCAGACCCUCCCACCAUGGCUGCGCCAGCUUCGGCUUACAAGGACCGGCAAUUUAUAGCUGUCAUUGGAGAUGAAGACUCAGUGACAGGCCUGCUACUCGCCGGCGUUGGUCACAUCACCGAUCCCCCCGAUUCCCAGAAGAACUUCCUCGUUUGCGAUUCGAAAACCGAGAAAUCUACAAUAGAGCAGGCAUUUAACAGAUUCACAAAGGAGCGCAAGGAUAUUGGCAUUGUGUUGAUCAAUCAACAUCUGGCAGAAAUCAUACGCGAUACUGUCGACAAGUUUCAAGAUCCUUUCCCUGCAGUCCUGGAAAUACCGAGCAAAGAUCAUCCAUACGACCCGGAGAAGGAUAGCGUUCUCCGGAGGGUGCGAAGAUUGUUUGGCGAGUAAACACUCCCAGCUCUACGUGCUCUAGGAGAGUAUCAACAGGUCAAAAAAUCCCGAGGAACAGAAUCAUUCCCAGGUCAUAUCUGAUCUGCUGCCCUAAUUCUGGGAAGCACAUACGGACGUAAGAGCAGCGCCGCGGCCCUGUGGAGGGGUAGUCUGAUAUCUGCACCUGAUGGACGCCUGGAAUGUGCCAUCACAAAGCAUCGACGUUGAACAACUGGGUCUGAGCAUUGAGUGUUGUCCAUUGAUUUUGGCGUCUCUCUGCUCGAUCGACCCUUCCUGGCCUGUUUCUCAAAAGAGAGAGCCCAAUCAAUGCGAACCGAAUUAGCCUUUCAAAGGCGAGAUACAUGAAAUAAAUCUACACAUGAACAUUAGGCCACUGCUGGACGACUAUGUUAGCUUUCAUUCAUCCAAGAG